Symbiodinium pilosum is the source of this 675-nucleotide messenger RNA. The record is from the annotation of a GenBank genome assembly. NCBI's taxonomy places the organism in Eukaryota, Dinophyceae, Suessiales, Symbiodiniaceae.
AUGACCAGUUCCGUCACAGUGGACUCGGAGAAAGAUGACCGCAUCCCUGUGGUCUUCACCUGGACGCACGGAGGUCAAAACGUUUUUCUGGCCGCGAGUUUCAACGGCUGGCGAGAUCAGAUCCCCAUGGUCCGGUCCGGGCAAGAGUUCUCGGUGGUGCAGGAACUUCCCAGAGGCGUGCAUCAGUACAAGUUCAUCGUGGACGAUCAGUGGCGCUUUGCCCCUGACCAGCCCCGAAUGCAAGAUAGCCAGGGAAACAUGAACAAUGUGCUGGACAUCUCAGCUUAUCAACGAUUCCAGGUGUCGCUUCUGGAGGAGAAGGAAGCUCCCUUGAAGUUCGGUCAGCUGAUACCGGAUCCCAACGACUACACCUUGGAUGCGCCCGUGGUGCCCAUGGUCCUGGGGAAGAGCACCUAUGCUGCUAUACCCACGCGGUUGGCUCCGGGCCAGGGUCCAAUGAACAUCCCCACGCACUGCCUCUGUGACCACAUCUAUCUGCGGGAGCAUAGUGAUGAUGCUCCUUUCGUGGUAUCGGUUACGCACCGCUACGGCCAAAAGUAUUCUACAACUGUUUACGUGGCUCGUAGCAGUUUCGGAGAUUCAGAGAGGAGUCUCCCCACUGGCUUCAACCCUUUGAAAGCGGCCAUUCGCAGAACCGCGAAGUGCAGCGUGUGA